ACUAAACGUAAAUUUUCAUGGCAAAAUAAAAGUAAUCCCUUUUAUUCAUUGUUCAUUGUGCGAAAAAGUCAUCGCUACUCGUUACACAAUGCAAUUGAUGCAUGUCUCAUCAUUCCUAGCCAUAGCCUGGACUGUGGCUCUCAUCCUCUCUUCUCUUGUACAGGCGAACACCGAGAAGAUAAUAUUUGCUGCCAAAUUUAAUUGUAUUUCCACCACUGAUCGUUUCAACAGUGAUCUUCAGGAAGAUCAAGGGGCUGUGGAUCCAACGCGUUGGAAGCAAAUGGUACCCCCACAUACCAUAGUCCGUUUUGAAUCGAUACUUCCGAAAAACGUGCAAUCGAGCUCGUUAGCGUAUUCUAACCAGACUCAUUCCCAAACUGAGAACUCCAAGUGGUAUGUGCUCCAGGGUUUGGAGGACAGCGUCAUGUAUGAAUUACGCGUUUCAUAUCCAGCUUCGUCUCCCGCAGACUUUAACAUUGCAGUUUGGACAUUGAGCGAAGCCCAAAAGUAUUUAUCAAAGGAUCUUCGUCUGGACAAGUAUUUUACCAAGAACGUAAUGUUGGCUCAUGUCGAUGCCACAUAUACUGGGAUAUCAUACCUUACAAAUAAGGAUCAAUACCCCGAAAAGCUGCCUAUACCGUACAAUCUUGUCCUAGAGCGUCUUUACUUCAGGAUUCCUUACCAGGCGUUGAAACUCGCUGUUACUAUCGCAGUUGUUGCGAUCAUAGGGCUCAAGUAUAUCGUACCGAAAGCCCAUAGCGCCCUUAAAGAGGUUUCAUCCAUGAAAGAAAAAGGAGAUUAAGACGAUGGAAACCGAAAUAAACCAAUCUAUAUAAGAUUGGCACGAUCUGGCGGGCUUGAUUCUUUAUAUAUACAGAUAUAACUUUUUUACAAUAUCAAAAAGGCAUGCUGUAAAACUGAAAGAAAGUAAUAAACACUGUAC
Molecule: messenger RNA, 943 nt
Organism: Lobosporangium transversale
Lineage: Eukaryota; Fungi; Mortierellomycota; Mortierellomycetes; Mortierellales; Mortierellaceae
Exons: 5
Coding region: 89-802 (237 amino acids)
Source: RefSeq, a predicted model, not a curated record